CCCGCACGCGGAGGUGAGUCGCUCUCCUCGCGGACUUCUCUCUUCUCUCUCGCUCGCAUCAUGGAAACAGAAUGAGAGCUUCGCUCCGUCCGUCACGGACUUUUCCGCUUCGCCUCUCCCGCAGCGUCGCUUCAACGCCACUCUGCUUUUCGCCAAAUAACUUCUUUUUCCUGUUGUUUUAUUAUUGUUGUGAUCAUUUUGCGAUUUCCAGAGCCGCUGUCAGAAUCCCAGCCCAAAGCUCGGACUUAAACUAAACUGCGGUGCGGUUUGUUGGAUGGAGAUUUCAGGCUCGAUGGUGAAUGAGCUGAAGUCAAGCUGGUUGUGAAGGCGCUGGACUUGUUCUCCCCUACGCCCCAAGCCGGAUUCAGCAUGGCGGCGGGAGUGGCGGCAUGGCUACCCUUUGCUCGGGCAGCGGCAAUUGGCUGGAUGCCCGUAGCCAAUUUGCCCAUGCCAGUGGCACCCACUGAAAAGAACAAGAGGCAGGAUGAACUCAUCAUUCUCAAUGUCAGUGGACGGCGUUUCCAGACCUGGAGGAACACGUUGGACCGCUACCCCGACACCCUGCUGGGCAGCUCCGAGAAGGAGUUCUUCUACAACGAGGAGACCAAAGAGUACUUCUUCGACCGGGACCCUGACGUGUUUCGUAGUGUGCUCAACUUCUAUCGCACGGGCAAGCUCCACUAUCCGCGCUACGAGUGCAUCUCCUCUUACGACGAGGAGUUGGCCUUCUUUGGCAUCGUUCCAGAGAUCAUUGGCGACUGCUGCUAUGAAGAGUACAAGGACAGGAAGAGGGAGAACGCGGAGCGCCUGAUGGAUGACCAGGAGGAUAACAAAGACGCUAAGCUACCCAAUAUGACCUUUAGGGAGACCAUGUGGCGGGCUUUCGAGAACCCACACACUUCAACUAUGGCCCUUGUCUUCUACUACGUCACCGGCUUCUUCAUUGCCGUUUCUGUCAUCACCAAUGUGGUCGAGACAGUGCCCUGCGGCUCAGCGCCCAACCAGAAAGAAGUGCCAUGUGGUGAGCGCUACACUGUGGCCUUUUUCUGCAUGGACACAGCCUGUGUCAUGAUCUUUACCGUGGAGUAUUUGAUGCGUUUGUUCGCCGCGCCCAGCCGCUACCGCUUCAUGAGGUCCGUCAUGAGCAUAAUUGAUGUGGUGGCCAUUUUGCCGUACUACAUCGGCCUGGUGAUGACUGACAACGAGGAUGUGAGUGGCGCCUUUGUGACACUCCGGGUUUUCCGCGUGUUCCGUAUCUUUAAGUUCUCCCGUCACUCGCAGGGCCUGCGCAUCCUGGGCUACACGCUGAAGAGCUGUGCCUCGGAGCUGGGCUUCCUGCUCUUCUCCCUCACUAUGGCCAUAAUUAUCUUUGCCACCGUCAUGUUCUACGCAGAGAAGGGUUCAAGCUCCAGCAAAUUCACCAGCAUCCCAGCCUCCUUCUGGUACACCAUCGUUACUAUGACAACACUCGGGUACGGAGACAUGGUCCCCAAGACGAUCGCGGGGAAGAUCUUCGGUUCAAUCUGCUCUCUGAGCGGGGUGCUUGUAAUUGCCCUGCCUGUUCCUGUCAUCGUGUCCAACUUUAGCCGCAUCUAUCACCAGAAUCAGAGAGCAGACAAGCGGCGGGCGCAGAAGAUGCAGAAAGCCCGCUUGGCCAGGAUACGAAUAUCCAAGACGGGAAGCUCCAGUGCCUUCCUCCACAGCAAGCGCAACGGCCUGUUCAACGAAGCUUUAGAGCUCACGCAACUUCCAUACAAGAUGAACCUUUCAGAUCAGAGUUCCACCGAGGAUGAACAACGUUUAAGUAAGUCUACCUCUCUAUUAGAGAGCCAGCACCACCACCUGCUGCAUUGUCUGGAAAAAACCACCAACCACGAGUUUGUGGAUGAGCAGUAUUACCAGCAGAGCUACCUGGAGGCAGGCCUGCAGAAUUAUCCGUCCCGGAGCCCGUCCCUCUCCAGCCAGGACGGCGUGACGGGGACGUGCUGCACCCGCCGGAGCAAGAAGCACCACAGCCCUCUGCCCAACGCCAGUGCCCCAGCACACAUGCAGCCUUUGACGCACACGCACACACACCAACAAGGCUUGCAGGAGCUCAGCACCAUCCAUAUCCAGCCGCUCAGCACCAGCCGCUCCAGUCUGAACAUGCGUGUAGACGAGCCAGCACCUCUGAACUGCCAGAGCAGCCAGAUCACCACGGCGAUCAUCAGCAUCCCCACGCCCCCGGUGACGACCCCGGAGGGCGACGCCCACCUGCCCGCCGGCCCCACCCUCCAAAAUGUCGUGAAAGUGUCGGCACUGUGAAGACUUGAGAGUGCGGAAAGACAGAUAAAAGACUCCUGGAGACAGACUGAGGGACUGAGGCUGGCUGAGAGAGGAGAGGAGGGUCUAGCCUUGGUGGAGCCCGCCCUCUGUUGGUCAUGUACUGUAACGACAUGGACUCCCCCCUGUCCAGAGUGACGAUGGCUUUUAGAUAACAAUAUUCAUGUUAGUGGUUGGCAUACGUGUGUGCGAGUGUGUGUGAGUGGGAA
Molecule: messenger RNA, 2531 nt
Organism: Salarias fasciatus (jewelled blenny)
Lineage: Eukaryota; Metazoa; Chordata; Actinopteri; Blenniiformes; Blenniidae
Product: potassium voltage-gated channel subfamily D member 3-like
Exons: 8
Coding region: 370-2304 (644 amino acids)
Biological process (GO): action potential; protein homooligomerization; potassium ion export across plasma membrane
Cellular component (GO): dendritic spine; postsynaptic membrane; neuronal cell body
Molecular function (GO): A-type (transient outward) potassium channel activity; protein binding
Source: RefSeq, a predicted model, not a curated record